AUAAAUUCUCAAAAUAAAGAACAAUUACACACCGAGAAUGAUAUCAAUAGUUGAGGAAAGAAGGGGUAUAAAAUGAAAUAAGUUUUAGAGGAAUAAUAAAGAUCUGAGUUUGAAGUUGAAGAAGUUCCACUUAGAAUCUGGGAAUAAGGUAUUAUAGCUAUCAUUAUGUAGUUACUAAUCAGAUAAGAUAAGAGAUAGUGGUAUUAUCUACCAAAUAUUGAUAAUUAGUCUUUAUAAAAUCAAUUAUGGUAGAGCAACAUUGAUAAGGUUUUUUAAAAGGGUAAUGGAGUACCUAAGAUAUUCUAAAAAAAAUUAAGGAUGAUGAAGAUGGGUAAAUCCAACAGACAGUGCAGUAUUUGCUGUAAUAGUUUCUUAAAAGGUAACAAUCUAUAUAUACUAGAUGAGACAAUAAUAUAACUUCCUUGCAAGCAUAUAUUUCAUAAAUCUUGCUUGUCUUCUUGGCUUGAUCAUAGUACGAAGUGUCCUAAUUGUAGAAGUGAUGUUUUGGAUUUAUUAAUGAGUUAAGAGAGAUGAUUUACAUUUCUAUGGAAAAGAUUAUAUUAAACUAAUU
This is a messenger RNA of Paramecium octaurelia, 571 nucleotides long. The record is from the annotation of a GenBank genome assembly. Lineage: Eukaryota; Ciliophora; Oligohymenophorea; Peniculida; Parameciidae.